AUGUCGAACUACAUGGAAGUUGUUGUUGAAAUGGUAGAACACGGAUCACUAAAUGUAAACGGUGAGUUUAGUAACGAAUGCAUAGAUGAUUUAAUAAAUGAAACCUCCACAGAAUUGUACAUCGUUCUAUCGUAUAAUCACGAAUUAAUUAAAAAAUUAGAUAAGAAAAAUUACUACUAAAAACAAUACAUUUAUUCUUUGUUAAAAAUUUAGAAUUUAAAUGAUUUAUGUGUAUUACUAAAUACGACGUUUUUUUCAUGCGUCUAUAAUCAAUUUUGGUUACAUAAAUCUCACAUUGAUAAAUACAUGUGUACAAGAACUUACUUGUAGAUUAACAUUCAGUUCGGUGAUUAGUAAACAAUUUGUGUAACCCGUUAAUUUCCAAUCGGUUAUUUUACAAAAAUUAAACACUCCGUUGCGUUUAUUAGGGAAUGUUGAUGUUGAAUUAUCGAACGAUGCGGUUAAAAAGUUUGACUACGAAGAGGACAUCAUCGAUUUAACGAUCAGAGCAUUGUCAUUGACGGGACGGCGUCCGUUGAAACGGGAAUUACCGAAUGAGUUUACGAACCACGUCGAAAAUAGAAUAAAACGUCAAAAAUUGGAAGAUGGCGUCAUAGUAACGGCUGCGGCUAUAAAAACCAAACGAUCGUGUUUUUUCGAAAUUGUUCCGCGGGCACCUAAACGAGGGUGUUCAGAAUUAGCAUCGUCGGACACGAUCAGCCCACCGAAACGGAAGAAGCUAACACCGAACGAUAUCGCGACGUAGUUAUGUGGUAAUAAACUUGUACACAACCAGUGGCGUGUCCAGGAAUCUCCUACGGUAGAGGAUGAUGGAAUAGCGAAUAUUAACCGUAAACAAAUCUUACAGAAUGCUUCUUCCCUGUUCGAUUCCACAAUGUCAAUUUCAAGGCCGGAUCUGCAAAUAACCGUAUUCCGAUAACCGGAUACGUCGAGUUUUUCCCUGUUAACUUAGCCGAAU
Cinara cedri is the source of this 979-nucleotide messenger RNA. The record is from the annotation of a GenBank genome assembly. Lineage: Eukaryota; Metazoa; Arthropoda; Insecta; Hemiptera; Aphididae.